AUGAAUGGUCUCAUUGAAUUUGAAAGAAAUCAAACACGUUUUCGCAAUACAAUAAUCGAUACCAGUGAUAAUCAUAAUAAAGCCUUUACAUUAUCUCCAAAAAGCAACGAAAAAUCAAAGCCAAGAUGAAAAGUGUGCCUAUCAAAAGCGUUAGACCAUUGAGUUGUGCAAACUUUUAUGAUGAUGCUUACAUUAUGAGCCCUAUUUGCUGAUGACAUCAGACUUUGGGCAACACCAAUGAGCGUAGAUGAAGAUUUUUACACAAUGACUACUAUUUGCCUAUCUUUCUUUGGUGUUGAAAUUAUACUAUCCUCUAUUUCAAGAGACAACUAUUUUAACAGUUUUUAUUUUUGGCUUGAUAUUAUUGCAACAAUAACGAUGGCCUUCGAUGUUGGCUGAAUUUGAAAUUCGAUGCUUGGGAUAAGUGACGAUGGCAAGCCUAAUCAAGCAGAUUAGAUUAGAUUAGAUUAGAUUAGAUUAUGCCAUUCGCUUUCGCAAGGGCCGGGGAUUUGCACCCCUGCACGCUCAUCAUCCCUGAGGAAUCCCGGCGGACACCUUCCCUGUUGCCGUAAACGAGGUAUUCGCGCACCAGUCUUGACUUCCAUGGCUCCUGGAGUCUGAGGGCCAAAUACCUGGGUCGAACUCCCAGCUUCUCGUUAGGCAAAUCCUCGACACUGGGCAGUUGCUUGCAAGUGUUGAAGAAAUAGGGUCGAGAGGUCGGGUGGUCUGUCGUCACCAUUUUUAUGUAUAUCUAAUCAAGCAGAUAAAACUGCAACCGCUCGCCAAGCUGGAAAAGGUGCAAGAAUUAUAAGAAUCGUCAGAGUUAUUCGACUCAUAAGAGUUGCAACGCUAUUUAAAAUAGCCAAAGCUAUCAAAAAUGCAGCCCGAAGAAAAAGGCCUGAACUCAGACGGCAGAAUGAAAAAUUUGUUAAAGAAAAUUUAAUUACACUCCCACCAAUUGGUGAAUCUUCUCCUCCAGAUAGUUUAAGUGAUGGGCCAGGUUCUGCUUCCCGGUCUUUUUCUUCUGCAGUUUCAGACAAAAAUCAAGAAAAUUCAGCAAUAAUGACAACACUAGCAGAAAUUCUUCCAGAUGAGAAUCAAGAUGCAAUAGAGGCAAAUAAUGCAAAUGAGAAUGUGGAAAUUGAAAAAAGUAACAUCGGAAAGGCACUAAAAGAAAUCACCAUUAAAAGAGUUAUUUUUUUGGUCUUAAUCAUCAUAGUUGUUAUGCCAGUUUUUAAAUCAUCGCUUUAUGAAGACCAAAAUUCAUCCUACCAAUAUGGACUUGAUGUCCUUGAUAAAGUCGGGCACAAUCAUGAAUCAUUUUUAAUCGCUUGGAAUAAUUAUAUUAAAAAGCACAAAGACAGUGUUUAUCCAUUAAUUUAUUUAGAGGUGAAACACAGGAAAAAAUGAGCAACAAGUAUCGACCCUAAAAAACUAAGAAAUUCAGAAAAAGCUUAUGCUUAUGUAUAUAAUACCACACAUUUUUACUAUUAUUCAUGCUUUGCAGUCUUUGAUUUGAGAGGCAAAUCUCAGUUGGAAGCAAAACUUAAUGUCUUGCAAACCAUUUAUUUAUGCUUAAUCAUCAUGGCCGCUAUAGCCUUUCUAUCAAAUGAUUUUCAGAAAAUCCUUUUGACUCCUUUAGAAAAUAUGAUAGAAAAGAUAUCAAGGAUAGCAGAAAAUCCACUUUCCGCUGCACAAAAAGAAGAAAGGGAUGCAGUCAUCAAUGAAAUUACUGGAAUAAAGAAGAAGAAAAAAAUUGAGUCAAUGGAAACUGCAUUUUUAGAAGAAACCAUAACGAAAAUUGGGCUGCUCCUUGCACUAGGGUUUGGAGAAGCUGGAUCAGAGAUUAUUGCUUUAAAUAUAAAAAAAGGAGGGGGAGAAGUCGAUCCUAUGAUUCCUGGAAAAUACACAAUUUGCAUAUUUGGGUUUUGUGAUAUCAGAAAUUUCACUGAUACUACAGAAGUUCUCCAAGAAAAUGUUUUGAAUUUCGUUAAUGAAAUUGCUUAUAUAGUUCAUAGCUUAGUCGAUAAAUACUCAGGGACUGCUAAUAAAAACAUUGGAGAUGCCUUUUUACUUUGUUGGAAAUUUCCUGAAGAGGCUAUAAAAGAUGACCCGAAAAAUCCUGAAGGCAAAAUUCUGCAUAGAAAUAUCAUGGUUAAAGAAAUAGCUGAUAUGGCUGUAAUAAGUUUUGUUAAAAUCAUUGCUGAAAUCAAUAAAAGUGAAAGGAUAUUGAAAUAUAAGCAAAAUCCUGGCCUGCUUGAAAGAAUGCCAGGGUAUGCUGUCAAAAUGGGAUUUGGUAUGCACCAAGGAUGGGCUAUAGAAGGGGCUAUUGGAAGUGAGUUUAAAAUUGAUGCUUCUUAUUUAUCACCGAAUGUAAACUUAGCUUCCAGGCUUGAAGCUGCUACAAAGCAGUUUGGUGUUCCUUGGGUGCAGGACCAAUGACAUUGGCUUUUUGAUAGUGUCCAUUUCACCGAAGUAUUUUUGGCCGAAAAUUGGUUGAAACUUUUUAAUACUGAGUCAUUUGACCGAAAAAAAAAGUUAAUUUUCGAUCAAAUGUCACACUAUUAAAAUUUUCGACCAAUGUAUUUCAGUGAAAUGUAUACUGUCAAAAAUCACUGUCAUUUGACAUGGAGCCAUGUUCCUUUACUCAUAAGUGAUGCUUUGUACAAUCUUUUUUCAAAUGUAACGAAAUCUAAAUUCCGAAAAAUUGAUAGAGUUACUGUCAAAGGCAGCAAAGAGCCUAUUGAGCUCUUUACAUGUGAUUUGAAUUUGUGUAAUCUUACACCAGUAGCAGAAAAAUCGGGCACUCAAGAAGAACUGAAGCAUGAAAGAGUUCUAGCAAGGAUCUCGAGAGAAAAAUUGUUAUUUCAAUGCAAAAAUGGAGAUUAUUCAGUUUGCAAUUUGUGAGAUGACGAUGAAGACCUGAAAUUGAUGAAAGCUGGAGUCAGUAAAAGAUUUAUAAACGCCUUUGAAAAAGCUUUAAAUCAUUAUUUUAUUGGGGAAUGAGAUCAGGCGAUGCAAGAAUUUAUUAAUGCACAGGAGAUUAAAGGAGAGAGAGAUGGACCAUGCGAAACGCUUAUGAGCUAUAUAGAAGAAGAAAAAAGAGAUACCCUUUGGAAUUGGUGUGGAUAUAGAGUUUUACUUGAUAAAUAA
Blepharisma stoltei is the source of this 3153-nucleotide messenger RNA. Lineage: Eukaryota; Ciliophora; Heterotrichea; Heterotrichida; Blepharismidae. The record is from the annotation of a GenBank genome assembly.